Myxocyprinus asiaticus (Chinese sucker) is the source of this 2131-nucleotide messenger RNA. Its product is annotated as ras-like protein family member 11A-like. Bases 318 to 1079 code for a protein of 253 amino acids. The record is from RefSeq and is a predicted model, not a curated record. Lineage: Eukaryota; Metazoa; Chordata; Actinopteri; Cypriniformes; Catostomidae. The transcript is spliced from 4 exons. Gene Ontology annotation, molecular function: GTPase activity; GTP binding.
ACGCAGUUGAGGUCUGUGGAAAGCUGUCUGGCGACCAGGAACUGCGGGUUAUGAACAGUUCACAAAUUAAGUUACUUCAUUUGAGGCCGUUAUGCAGAAUUAACAUUCAUGACGUGCAGAAGUGGAGCCAGUGUUUUGGAUGUGCUGGAUGCUUGUAUUUUAUUCAAACAAUCUGUGAAGGCAUUGUUUCAAGCGGAGAUCACAGAAGACUUGCGUUAUGAGGACACUUAACAUUUGGAGCGGGCACAUAUAGUAGCUCGAGAAAGCGGAGGAGACAUGCAUUCCUGGGCAGCCUUAUAAGAAUUACAGCUUCCUAAAUGCGUCUUCUUAUCGAGCAGCCAAGAACAAUGAGCAGUGGUUCUAGCAACUUUCUGCUAGUUCCUAUACCGGAGUACCCUGUACUAGACUGCGUGCCCAACAAAAACGUUAAAAUAGCUGUUCUUGGGGCAAGCAACGUCGGAAAAACAGCUCUGAUUGUAAGAUUUCUUACCAAGAGAUUCAUAGGUGACUAUGAACCCAACACAGGAGCCUUGUAUUCAAGGAAGAUUAAUUUGGAUGGGGAGCAAGUUUCUUUACAAGUGCAGGACACUCCAUGUGUCUCACUGCAGGAUGAUGUAGAGGGUCUUUAUUGUCAAGAGCAGAUCAACCGCUCAAUUUACUGGGCAGACGGGUAUGUUCUUGUCUUCUCCAUCACUGACCUCAAAAGCUACCAUACCAUCCAGCCACUCUACCAACAUGUGCGUCGAAUCCACCCCAGUGGCAACAUCCCUGUCAUCAUUGUGGGAAACAAAAACGACCUGCUGCGUGCCCGGCAGGUCCCAGAUCAUGAGGGUAAGGCCCUGGCUGAUGAACUGGGAGGUCCCUACUUUGAGGCAUCGGCCAGGGAGAACCAUGAGAGUGUCCAGGCUGCUUUUCUGCAUCUAUGUCAGGAAGUGAGCCGAGCACUGGUAGGAGGAAAUGGGGAGAAGAGAAAAGGAGGGCUACAUCUUGCAAGACCAAAGAGCCCAAACAUGCAAGAGUUGAAGAGAAGGUUCCGGCAAGUUCUGUCAUCCAAAGUGAAAUCAGCUACUGCUCUAUGAUGAAGAUUACGACCAGUGUGACUGCAGAGAAUUCGGAAAGUUUACAGAAUAACAACCAGCUGUUGCUGUGAAAGGAACAACAGUGAAACUUGCCGGAUGUUUUUGCAACUGACAUGGGACUCCUGGCAUUGCCCUUUUAAUCUAAUGUUUUAAAAUCCAUAAAGCCUGGUUUUGUUUAUUUGUUUCAGCUGCUAUCAUUCAUGCAUUUUUUUUCUCCAGUGUUAUUAUUCCUUUAGUAACAUGAUUUUAUAUUGACUGCUAAUGUUUGGGUGAGAAUUUGAAAAUGAGAUUGGCACUACUAUUUUGUCCAAGCCCACUAUAUCAGUUUAAUGUAAAGGAAGAAUAAACAGAAUUUGUCUUUGACUAAGUCUGCUUACUACAUUGAAAGAAACAAAAUAAAACAAACAUAACAUCUUUGACACAAGACAAUAGCAGUCAUUCCUACAAGGUUCUCAUGUAGCUUGUUUCCUAAAUGUUAUUCCAGAAUAGUCACAACAUUUCAUCUUACAGUGAAAGACAUUAUUCAGCUAUGUUGUUUUAUAAAAAUAUUGGAGGAAAAGGUUGUUAACUGGUGGUUCCCAUGACCUUUGACCUACUUACACUGUGUCAAGGACUUUAAGUUCGCUGUGUCGUUUUGUAGUGUCUCCUUCACUUGUUCUUUUUCAGAUGUCCCAUUCAGCCAUUCUACUGGACUUUUGUUUAUCUUGCAGGACAGAUAAAAUUGCAUUCCUUUGCAGCAGGUAUUGGAGUCCUGGACUGAACUAUUGGCCACGCACUCAGUGACCUUUCACCUUUAAUAAAUGACUUUUCUUCCCGUCACCUAAUGGAAUAAUGAAUAGCAGAUUUGAUCAGAAUGUGACCAACAUUCUCCACUCUCUCAAAAAGUGAGAGUAGGUGUUAUACUUGCUAUACUUUGACAAAGUAAAUGGCAGAAUUGUGGUAAGAUGAAUAUGCUGUGUUGAUUUUACUUCUUUCUCAAUAAGCAUGGCUUGGUCUGUUUUCUCUCUUGCUCGCCUUCUCUUUCUUUUACAUAAACCCACUACCUUUAAUAC